Coregonus sp. 'balchen' is the source of this 1033-nucleotide messenger RNA. The record is from the annotation of a GenBank genome assembly. NCBI's taxonomy places the organism in Eukaryota, Metazoa, Chordata, Actinopteri, Salmoniformes, Salmonidae.
AUGCAAGUAUCGAACAGACCAACAGGAGUGGGAGCGUACGGGUACUCCGCCAUGCGCCAUUACGCUUCACUCUAUCCACAGCACAGCAGCAGCCAGUGCGCAGCGGCGACCAAGCCUGCCAGCGGGAAAUCCUUCACCAUUGACGCCCUGCUCGCCAAGCCGGCGGAGACACACAUAGACCGGACGAGUCCCAUUCACUGUAGACUCAAAUACCAACCGACAGCGCCACUACACCCCUUCCAGACCCAGAUGAACUCAGCGCUGCCACAGUACCUCUACUCACCCAACAUGCUGCACACGCCGAUGCACAGUCACACACAACCCGGAUACUCUGUCUACUGCUGUCCGCCGUUCUCCCACCACGCGUCAUGCCAUGGGGCCUUUUACGCACACGGUAAAUGUCAAUCUAACGUGCCAUUCUAACUUAUUCCAUGAUCCAAACUAAACACAAUGGCCUAAAGAAAAGCACGACAUGGUUUUAAACUGUUGUCAAUCUCUCUCCUUCACAGAAACAGGUCUGUCAAUGUCCCACUCAUUCAAACACAAGGGAGGGAAAUCCAAGCGGAUGCGCACCAGCUUCACCAACGAGCAGUUGGACCGGCUGGAGAAGGAGUUUGCCCGGCAGCAGUACAUGGUCGGCUCAGAGAGGUUUCUUCUGGCGUCGGCUCUGCAGCUCACAGAGGCUCAGGUACAAACCAGAUUCCAACUCAAACUGCAAACUUUCUUUGAACCAAAGCAAAGGCCCAACUUAAUAGUUUUUUUUUUUUUUUUUUUUUAUAGAAUGAGAAUGAUAAUACGAUUGGCACUGACGUUUAUAACGUUAAAAAAAAAAAAAAUCCUUAAAACCAAACAUUCAUUUUCUUAUUUUCAGGUUAAAGUCUGGUUCCAGAAUCGACGCAUCAAAUGGCGCAAGCAGAGUCUGGAGCAGCAGCAGGCCAAGCUGGUCAAACUGGGCCUGGCCGCCCCGGUGAAGAGUCCUGGUUCUCAGGGUCUGGAGGAGGAGGAUGAGGAGAUCGACUUCUCAGACGGAUAA